AUGGUUCUCCUUUUCAUCGGCUCUUGCAUAGCAAGAAUCCCCGAUGCGACAAUCAAUCGCUUCAAGAGCGCAAAUCCCACAGCCUCGACAUUGAAAAUCCAAAGGGACGAGAGGAAAAUCGUGGCCAAGUGUGGCGAGUUUCGACUCGUCAAGGGGCUCCUCUGA
Molecule: messenger RNA, 165 nt
Organism: Uncinocarpus reesii 1704
Lineage: Eukaryota; Fungi; Ascomycota; Eurotiomycetes; Onygenales; Onygenaceae
Exons: 1
Coding region: 1-165 (54 amino acids)
Source: RefSeq, a predicted model, not a curated record